AUGGCGGCCGGCACAAGCGAACGCAGACCCUAUGCACCAAGCAUCCCCAACACAGCUUGCAGCGCCUGGAUGCUCACUGCAGCCAGCACAGGGCCAAACAACGAACUAAACAGCAAGCAGCCCAGCCGCCAAGAUAUGCAGAGGCCCGCACGGGUGAACGGUGCCGAAAGCGCAGGGAGACCGCGACAACAGCUUACCAUGAUCUGCUGGAAGGCACACGCGACUACCCCACAAAGGAAAUUGGCUGACGACAUCGCGGCAUGGCAGGGCUUGAGGCCACCGCUGGAACUGUGA
Molecule: messenger RNA, 294 nt
Organism: Pelobates cultripes (western spadefoot toad)
Lineage: Eukaryota; Metazoa; Chordata; Amphibia; Anura; Pelobatidae
Source: the annotation of a GenBank genome assembly